AUGCACUUACCUCCUGAUAUUCAUGAUGAAGAUGCCAUACACGAAAGCCUCCAAAUUUGCCGAGUAAUCGCUGUGCGCGUGCUGGAGACAAUGUUACGAUUACCUGGACUAAUAUUGCUAGAACUAUGGUGGAGGAAUCGGGACAUCAGUUUUGAUGAAAUAACACAAGAGAUGUUAAAUAAGGCUCCUUUCAAUUCUUAUCUUGAUAUCUCUACAAUUCUUGAUUUUGUGCACAGGAGGAAUUUUGAUAAUUCGGCCGCUCUGAUACUGAGUUAUUCAGUGCUUUUCCUCAGUGUCAUGUUCCUCACUUUGCCGCUGACGAAGCUUUUCAAGUUGUAUGGACAUGCACUUAGCCUGCUGAUAUUCGCUUUUGCACAUUACAUGUCGACAACUUAUGUUUAUCUCGAACAGAAUACAGAAGAUAAAGAACUCAAACUUGAUGAUUUUGUAAAGCUAGAGCGGCACGGAUUCCAUUUCUUGGCGCAGCUGAUGUUGAGCGUCGUGCAGAGCUGUGUCCUUGGUCUAGAGAGUGACGUUGGUCGAGCAUUUCUCACUGUUUUUACUCUUCCCAUUGUUGCUAGAAUGUGUGGUUUUCCACUGGACAAACUCAUUCUAGCACACAAUGUUGCCUGCUCUUUGGUAAUGCUAUCAAUGUGCAUCUAUGUGCUGAAUCGAGUGCCAGACAUGGUUCAUAGUAUGCGAACAGCUUUCCGUCAAGUAAAAGCUAUCUUCGUUGUACGCGGUUUGGCGGGAGGUACACCUUGCUUCUAG
This is a messenger RNA of Strongylus vulgaris, 771 nucleotides long. Lineage: Eukaryota; Metazoa; Nematoda; Chromadorea; Rhabditida; Strongylidae. The record is from the annotation of a GenBank genome assembly.